This is a messenger RNA of Olea europaea var. sylvestris, 2188 nucleotides long. RefSeq names its product protein PHYTOCHROME KINASE SUBSTRATE 1-like. Bases 687 to 2102 code for a protein of 471 amino acids. NCBI's taxonomy places the organism in Eukaryota, Viridiplantae, Streptophyta, Magnoliopsida, Lamiales, Oleaceae. The transcript has a single exon. The record is from RefSeq and is a predicted model, not a curated record. Gene Ontology annotation, biological process: phototropism.
ACUGAAUUCUUCUACAGAAAUGUCUAGUACUAUCUUUUGGAUGCUUUCAGACUUGGUACACAUCUUUUCCGGCCUGUUUCGAUAAGGGAUUUGGACAUCAUUAAAGAAAGUAAAACAAUAGCUAAAAAAUCUUAUCUACAAUACUGUUCCAUGCUCUCGAGCAAUUACCCUAUUGCUAUUGUGGAUAACCUGAUAAGACUAACAAUCUAAGUAACAAAGGGAAGAAAAAAAUGGUACAAGUUGGUAGGCUCAAAUCAAAAAAAGAAAAUACGACUCGAGUUCUCAAGUUUGGAAUCGUGAAAUUACAUCACAACCUUCAGCCCGUAGCAAGUCGAUACUUAACCCCCAUGGAACCUUGUUCCUGGUUAGCCCUCCCAACCCACCUUAUCAGAAAGAGAAUAAUUCGUGAACCUUAAAAAUAGUCAAUCGACUCAUAGUCAUCAUCUGGUAAACCAAACUUCUUGUCAUAUUGUACACACAUUGUGGCUACUUUUAAGCGUGUUUCUCAUUGAGCCAAGUUGCCCAAUUAGAACUCUCAUUAAUUCAGCCAAAUUUUUCCUCUAUUUAUCUUCUCUCCCUGCAGCAGUUUCAUUGCUCAUUAAACCAUAGUAAUUCCUGCCAAAAAUUUCAAGAUUCUGCCAUACAAAUUCUUCUCUUUAAUCUUUUGUUCAAUACCUAUUUCUAUUAUGACACUGAAUUCGACGUCCCAUACAAGCAUUUUACACAAUCUUGGGGAUACUUCUUUUCCUUCGUACUUAAAUGGAGGGGAAGAAACCUUUGUGCUUAAACCAGUAGGCUCAAAUCAAAGCCAAAAUUCCUCCUCCUCCACCCCACAUGAACCAUUUCACCUUGCAAGAAAGAAAGGAGAAGACAGAGAAAUUGACAUUUUCACUGCUGAUAAAUAUUUCAAUGAGGAGCUAAAUGAUAGCCCAAAAACCAAGGAAUUACCAAAUCAGCAGAAUAAGAAAAAAGACCCCAUUCAAAUAUUUGAUAGAAAAGAGAAAACUUCGACACCAACUCGAAGUACUCAUUCUGAAUCAAGUUGGAAUAGUCGAAGCGCGUUAUUGCAUAAUAUUUCAAGAAAUCAGCAGCCCUGCAGAAAGAGUAACAAGAAGAGCUUCCUGGCCAGCAUUGGUUGCAACUGCUCGUGUAACGACAAGAAUUCAGUACAAAUUGAUGAUUAUAUGGGAGAUAACUAUCUUAACAAGAGCAUUAGCAGCAGGGUGGAUAAUGGCAAAGCAAUACAAGAGCUUGAAAACAAUGACAUCAGUACUAAUAAGCAGGAUUGGCAAUGCAAAAAACUCGAUGAAAUACGAGUUAAGUUGAAGACAGAUGAUCAUUUCAGCUUCCCAGUUUUUAACCCCAAGACUGGGAAUCCAGCAUUUAAAAUGGAAUUACAAGAAGCAAAUGAUAAUUCGACCCGAAAAUCUGUUGAAGUUUUUGGCUCCCAAAUACUAGAGAAUGGGAAGAAUUCAUCCAUAGUCGAGAAAAAGUUAACCAUGUUGAAUUGGAAUACAAUUUCUCCAAGAGUGGAAGACACUGAAAUCCCGGAGAGUUCCACUGGAAUGUACAAUGACAGUGAUAGCGAUAAAAGUUCAGACUUAUUUGAGAUAGAAAGUUUGUCGAAAAAUACCAAUCCCUUUCUUACAGGGCAUGAAUCAGAUGGCAUUAGCAUGUCCAGCUGCGUUACCCCCACAACCUGUUACGCACCUAGUGAAGCCAGCAUAGAGUGGAGUGUCAUCACUGCUAGCGCCGCUGGUUUCUCUGCCAUAUCAGAAACCGAAGAGCUCAGAUCAACCACAACCGGUGCUGCAGCCGCCACCACCAUAGCAUAUCCCCCGAAGAUGGUAUUAAAUCCGCCAAAAUGGCGUCGUCCAAGCAUUCUUUCGGGUUGUAAAAGUCAUACAGCUGUUAGAGUUGCAGGGGAUGCAUUUCCUAAUGCAGGAAGGCAUCGAUCAGAGUCAUUCACACCGUUGUCGAGAUUUAAUUCCGAGAGUAACCUAAAGGGGUUCGAUAAACGAAACAGAAAACACUCUUUUGAUGCAGGCGCUCUCUCUAGAUCGCAUUCCGGACGUGCAACACACCUGUUAUAUAUUCAAUAAAUUGUACUUCGUAAUAUGUUCCUAAAGCAUUUCCGUUGUUACCAAGUUAUUAACAGAUGAUAGAUAAUAAUGAGCAGAAUAAAGUA